AUAUAUAGAAACGAACGGAAGUUGCAGAGUGCGCCAAAGGUUAAAAUGGCUCCGAAAGCGAGAGUUGGAGGAGCACGACUUCAACAUUUUGACGAUUAUUUCGUCCUACCACAUCCUCUAUGGAUGAUUAUAAUAUCCUUCGGUCUUUGGUUGUUAGUGAUAUCAACAAUAUCGCCUGAUAGAAUACCACCCAUAUUAGGUCCUGUGGCUACAGUUGGAAGAUAUAUGGGUAAAACCCAUCCAUUGGCUUGCAAUUUUCUAUGUAUUUUCACAGUAUUGUGUCAUUGUGGGGAGGCCUUAUAUGCCAGCAAACUUUGUCAGGAUAAAGCUCUAUCACUGGGCGCUACUAUAAAAUGGACGUUUAGUACGAUGAUAUUUGGAUUCUCAGCUUUAAUAAGAUUAAAACCGUACCAAUCUACAUCAAAAUUAGAUUGAAAAUACUAAAUAUUGCAAUACACAUGUUUAUCAACCAU
Messenger RNA from Patella vulgata (common limpet), 473 nucleotides. RefSeq lists its product as uncharacterized. The record is from RefSeq and is a predicted model, not a curated record. The transcript is spliced from 4 exons. Lineage: Eukaryota; Metazoa; Mollusca; Gastropoda; Patellidae. Bases 46 to 435 code for a protein of 129 amino acids.